Penaeus monodon (black tiger shrimp) is the source of this 4668-nucleotide messenger RNA. RefSeq lists its product as uncharacterized. NCBI's taxonomy places the organism in Eukaryota, Metazoa, Arthropoda, Malacostraca, Decapoda, Penaeidae. Gene Ontology annotation, molecular function: protein binding. Gene Ontology annotation, biological process: positive regulation of double-strand break repair. The record is from RefSeq and is a predicted model, not a curated record.
AACAAACCCAGAGGUAGUGUCUUCGAAGGGAGAACAUAUUACAUCUAUUUUGCGCUUUAUUUAAGUUUAUAUGAUGUACACUUGAUAGUGAAUGACAUUGGAGUAUACCAUGAACCUAUUUAGCGACGAAGAAAGUCGAAAAUGGGGGGUGAUAUUGUAAAAAAUCCCGGAGAGGUAAUGAGUUUGAAAAUCAGGUGAAAAAGGACAUGAUUGCCAAGAUGUCGGCUUGUUCAGCCAAGAGGAUGGUGAAGAGGUUCCUCAUUUCUGGGGUUCACAACCAAGAGGAGCUUCAGAUGAUAAGAAAGAAGAUUGUGGAGCUGGGUGGGAAAGUUGAAGAUAGUGUAAAGAACAACUUUAUAUCUCUGUGCACCCAUGUUCUUGUCAAGGAGUUCAAUAUGACAGAGAAAGUGCUCGGGGCCCUGGCAUCAGGAAAAUGGCUUGUGCAACCCGAGUUCGUCCUGGACAGUCACCGCCAGGGCAAAUGGCUCGAGGAAAGCCAGUACGAGAUCAGGGAAUUUGCAGAGUGCAGGCAGAAGAGGAAUGACAGUCACUUUGGUAUUUACUCUGGUUGGAAGGUGUAUAUCAAACUGGAAAACAACACCCUCACCAAAUCAUUUCGAAGGGUCACUGCCGCUGGAGGUGCUGAGAUCAUUUCGUUGAUAGAGAUCUCGCAGUCCGAUUUCAUUAUCACAGAGAGGAAGAUGGCGGCCUCCAUUCGUGAGACAGUUGGGCCAAACAUCCCCAUUGUAUGCUUCACUUACAUUAAGGACACAAUCGUCAGGGGAGCUUCACCCUUAGACUUGAGACCAUACCUUCUAGAUGCUUGUGGCAAUGCACAGCUGGCAAGAAAAAAUGAUCUUACCAGGCCCCAAAUAAGAAAUGGAGACAUCCAGCCCAAGAAGCUGCUUAGUGAGAUGCAGAUGAACACUUACAAAAAGAAUGCAUUUGGCAUAACUUACCAACAACCAACACUUGACCAGUAUGUCAGGAUUGACUCACCUGGCAAAUUACCUCAAGCCUGUUCUCCAGUCAGGAGGACACCUUCUUCGAGCCGGAAACGCAGCUACCAGUUUUGUCAGGUUACCCCAGAGAAGCAGCAGCCUUCUAUCUUCAAGUUUGUCCUACGGAAGGUACCUGACGGGGAGCAAAGCAGUGCGAAGAGUAGUGCAGGAAAGUGGAAAAUAUGUGUGACUGAGGAUGAGAAGGACGAUGAUGUCAAAGUUAUUGGGGAAACCUCAAGGAGUGGUAUUGGAAACAUGUUAAUCAAUGACAGUAUUCAAGAGAUUGGCAAAGAAUGUGCGAUUAUUUCUGUACAGAAAGGGAAAUUACCAAGUAAGGAGAUUUGUGGUAAUAACCAGAAGGAAAUAACAGAAAAUGACAUCAGAAACAGAAUGAAAAUUAUGGUAGAAAGACUUCAUGCAAAUAAUUUUUUUACAGAGAACCACAAGAAAAUACAUCCAUGUACCAUAGACUUAACAGGAACAUCACAUGAAGAUUCAAAAGUCUCACUAGAAGUUUCAAAUGAAGUAAUAUGUUUAGAAAAUGAAAUGGCAGUUUCAAGUAGUAUUGAUAAGGAAAAUAGGGUCGAUUCUAGUGACUUACAAGUAGAUGAUACAAUAGAUUCUGAUGAAGUGAAAAGAGACAGUGCAACAAUUUUCAAGGAAAUAAAAGACAAUGAAAAACUAUCUAAGGAAGUAUUAAGAACUGCCACAGACAUUACAAGAGCAGAUGUUUCUUCACCUGUACAAAAUGCGUUAAUAGAAGAAAGCUCUUCCACAAAAAUGUUUGUUGUGCAGUGCUUACUGAAAAAUGUAUCUGUUAAUAUUGGUCCAAGAAUAGAUGAGUGGUUAUGCCCAGCAAAAGCACCACUGAACAAAGUUAAACAGAGUGAAGCUUGCAAUCUGCCUGUGAAAGAAAAAAUAAAAGAAACCUCAAGGGAAAUGAAAAUAGAUAAUGAGGAAGUGAAAAGAUCUAUUGCAAAAUUUAUAAGAAAAAGUAAAAGGGUAAGUGGCAUCUAUAGCAGUGAUAUUGUUCUGAUUAACAAUGAAGAAAGCAAAGAGCAAAGCAACACAAAGAACUUCCAUAGUGCAGAGUUGUCAAACCAGGAAUGUGACAUACAAGCCUCCCCUGAAGUGCGAGAACUGGGUGUUGAAGAGGUCUCAUUCUUCGAGUCGAGCAUCGAUGAAGACGUGCAGAGGUCUUCCACCGAAGAACAGUCAAUCAUUAUGGCGGGUGUGGACUCACUGGACCUAUAUGUAACACCAUAUACUUAUCCUCCCAGUAGUUUGUUUGGUGACUUUCUGAGACAAUUGAUCUUAGAGACCAAGUUCACCACUGUCUGUUCUUAUGCUUUGAACAUGGCACACAAGAUUCUCUCCUUACACCCACCAAAAAAUUCCCGCUGGCGAACCUACUAUUAUGAAGUGUUUGCAGCGGCACUGCAGAAUCAAGAGACUUCAAGCCUUCUGGCAUGGAAGUUUAUUUACCGUGUGAUAAAAUGCUCCCUGUGUGACGUUGACAAGGAAAUUAACAACAUGGAUACAGAAACAGAAGAGACCACCAUUAAAAGGGAAAAUGCAUUGAGUCUCUUGAGGUUUAUUGUCUUAGUCCUCAGGGAAGACAUGAAACACUGGAAUAAGAGGGAGGAGGUCAUUCAUCUUCUCAGCUGGAAAAUCUUCUUGGGCCAGCUGACACAGCCUACAAUAACAACAAGUCCAGUGAAACACCUGUUGCAGAAAUGGGUUGCAGUGCAGUCAGCUGACCCAGCUGUGAGACAGUGUGUUGCAGAUCUUGUAUCAAUAGUCUUGGAGGUCUUAUGGAAAUAUGAGAAAACAUUACUACUGCCAGUCAGCCCAUUACCAAAGUCAAUUGCACUCUUUAGCAGAGAAUUUCUCCUCCAAAUCAAAGAUUUGGGUUCUAGUCAAUGCCUGAAGCUCAUUCACAGCUUCUCGUCUCCAUGGCCAAAGAUGAUUGUGUCUUCUAUGAUCUUCCAAGAAAUUACUCAGAUCUUCAAUCAGAUAAUUAAUUUUGCAGAUAUUUUGGAUUUCGGUCAAGCUGUGGUGCUUAGUCAAUGUACAUCCACCUCUCAUUCCCCUGGGGGUUCAGAAACUAACAAAACUUCCUCCCCUCCCAAGAAGUUUCGUUUGGGCCAAAAUGUGAACAAGAAGAAUAUCAAGGGUGAGACACCCCUCUUGAGAGCAUGUAUCAAAAACAAUGUCGAGCGGGUGCAAGACCUGUUGAACGCCCCGGGCAUUGACAUCAACAUGGCCGAUAACUUUGGGUGGACAGCCUUGCAUGAAGCAGCCAUAAGAGGUCACAAUGAAUGUAUCAAGUUGCUACUCAAUUUCAAUUAUGAUGUGCUAAUACAGAAGAACACUAUAUAUCCUUAUAUGAAAAGAGAGCGCUUUUCUCACAUGGUGCACCUGACUGCCAAAGGAGGAGACGACAAGCAAACGCCACUGCAUGAUGCUGUUGUACAUAAUCAACUGGAAACUGCAAAAAUUCUCUUGGAAUAUGGAGGAGGACCACUCUUGGAAGAGAAAAAUGUUAAAGGUGAAACUCCUCUGGCCCUGGCUGCAACGGACGAAAUGAGGACACUGCUCAAGUGCUUUGUUGGAAAGCCCUCCUCUAAGAGGCACUCAGGGAGUAAGAAGAACCAGGCUACCAUCAAGACAUCAGUCUUUGCCAACGGUUUAUCCAAGCCCCAAGGUAUCCUUCCUUGCUAUGAAGACAGGCACUCCUUUGUCCUUCAGUUUAUCAACUGUUAUCUCGAAGUUUCGGGGACGAGAUCAAUUUACUUUGAAAUACAGAGAGCAUGCCGCCGGCACGACUUUGAGAGGGGGACAUGCAAGAGUGGAGCCUCAGUGGCAGUGACGGGAGAAUCUUCGGAUAUGAGUAGAAAGAACAGCUCUGGGUAUCAGAGUGACAAUAGUGUCUGUGAUAGCAAAGGUCCACUGAGUAGUGGACAGUCUUCAGUGUCAAGUCCCAGCAAUACGAAGCUGCCAGCACAGCAAUUCCUUGUUGAUACUGUUGGUGGCACUUGUGAAAUUGAACAAACACUCAUAAAAGAGCUGUUUGAAAGCAUCAAGAUGGACCUGAAGCAUUUCAAUGAAUUCAAAGUACGUUUUCGACCCAAACCUAUUGAUGAGUCUGAUUAUUUGCUGAACCUCAAGUGGCAGUUUCUGUGAGAGAGAGUUGUUCCCAGUUGAUUGUUAUGUAUUCCAAUUUAGAGUUUAUAUUUCCUUUUUUUUAUUAUAAAUGCUUAAUAAAGUUUAAGGGCAAACCAACUUAUAAAGAAGGAAAACCUAUUUAUGUAUAAGUAUAUUAUAUUCUCUUUUCCCAAUGUUUUCUAGUGAUAGUGAUAAAGGCAAUGAUUUUUCCUAAGAGAUAUGUAAAAAUAACAAAGAUACAUAUUAUUGUAUAUAGAUGUGUAUUUGUUUAUCAGGCUGUCAUGCAAAUUUGGUACAGGUUAUAUUCCAAGCUAGAUCAUUUUGUUUUUUUUAUUUAAGCAUUAAUCAUGUAAGAAAACAACAACAUGCACAAACAGAUGUGUGUGCGUGCACACACACACACACACACACACACACACACACACACACACACACACACACACACACACACACACAACACACACACACACACACAACACACACACACACACACACACAC